UCUUUCGGUUCUUCUUUGUAACUACUAAGGUAUGUUUUUUAUUUCUUUUUGUUUUUGUUUAUUUAUUACAUGUAAUUUCCGUUCCCUACUAACUUUAUUUUUCUUUUAGUUUUAUGGGUUUUGUUUUUACUUGGUCCCCCUGUUUAUCUCAUUUUGUCCCUUCUCCAUUUUUUUGUUUUCUUUUUGUCUCUUCAUCUCUUUUGCUCUUUUUAUUCUUCCUUUCCUUCAUUUUUUCCAUUGUUUUUUAUUUCCUCUUCGUUCCUUCAUAUUUUUCAUUCCUUUACACUACCCUUCGUUCCUUUCAUUUUUAUUCCAUUCUCACUUCAUCUUUUUCGUUCCUUUACACUAUCCUUUGUCAUUUUCAUUUUUUUUCCAUUCCCACUUCUCUUUACACUACCCUUCGUUACUUUCAUUUUUUUAUUCCCUUUGCACCAUUUCGUCCCCCUCCAUUCUUUUCAUUUUUUUCAUUCCCACUUGAUCUUUUUCGUUCCUUUUGUUUCUUUCACUUCCCCUUUCCUCCAUUUCGUUUCUCCCUUACUCCCCUUCGUUUCUUUUAUUCCCUUUUACUCUCCUUAUUUUUUCAUUCACCCUCAUUUUUUUAUUAAUUAUAAACUUCAUAAUUAUUUCUUAUUUUAUAUUACGUCAAUCUUAAACUUAUAACCAACUUAAAAAAAUAUUUGAAUAAUUAAAUGUAUUUAUAGAAUCUAUUCAUUUCAUUUAUUAUUAUUCUUUUGGUACUUAAUUUAACUAAACCAGAAUUAAAAUCUUUAUUCAAAAAUCUGGUAGUUAUUUAAAAAAUUUCGGAUAUGGAUUUGGUUAUAAUAAUCUAAUAUUAAUCAACAAUUUCUUCAAAAAAAAAAAUUGA
Rhizophagus irregularis DAOM 181602=DAOM 197198 is the source of this 865-nucleotide messenger RNA. The record is from RefSeq and is a predicted model, not a curated record. NCBI's taxonomy places the organism in Eukaryota, Fungi, Glomeromycota, Glomeromycetes, Glomerales, Glomeraceae.